CCUUUCGUUUCCAUGGUAGUAGUUAAAGCGUUGGGUCCUAAUAGGGACCUACUCUGUUAAGAGUCGCACUUUUGCUUUUCUAGAAAUUGAAGGGAAAAAAGACAAAAACCCACCCUAUAACGCAAUAACUCUCAUUCCCCGUAUUAUAAUCGAGAUGGGAAGCAGCGUAGCCUUCUUACUCUGUGUUUCUGAGACAUUUUUAUAUUUGACAGACGCUCCGACCCUUUGCAGUUGGACUACAAACGGGUUGUGACGUCAUCUCACACGGCCCUAGUGUCGCUCGACGUUCAAAAGAAUUGGCGGUGAAACAGGCUGACUGUUGAUUUUCUGCAAUGGCUCCUCACAAAUUUGUCAUUAAGAUAUUCCUGUCUGUUCUUGCUGCUGGAAUUCCAGUCCUGGGAUGUGUCUCUUUUUUUAUCGUCAAAUAAAGAGGACUCAGUGUGGGAAUUUUGCUGUGCUGGUGGAUCUCCAUGUUCUGCCCCUGGGCGGCCAAGAGGACGCCAGCUGGUUUACUAUGGGCCACAUUGAGGAGGUAACAGCCCUGGUUCAAGAUGCUGUUGACCAGAGGGUCAAGCAGUACACAGAGUCCCUCCACAGUAGAAGACACCUAAAACAGAAGAAAGAACUGCCACCUGCUUCAGCGUGUUUUGUGAAAGGGAAAACAUUCAACCUGGUUGCCAAUUUUUUGAAGCGGCACUUCAACCUGAGAUGUAUCGUCAAGCAACUCUAUGGAGAUUUGCGUGUGUUUCCUGAGCGAUAUGUUGUGUGUGUGAGCUGUCCAGAGAAUGCCUCAGCACACCAUGGAAACCCGAGCCUGGCCGCGACUGAGCUGAGUGAACAAAGCAGAUCAGAAUAUUUUUCCAGAGUAGGAGAAACCCAAGAGCCUUUAAACAGCCCCACGAAAACAAAGAAGACAGUGCUUCAAAAGAUAGCCAAACAAGCUAGUGUCCAGCAGCAGCAGCUCCAUGCCUCCAGUAUGGAGGAGCAGCAAACUGACCAGAGAGCCUGUCCCAAAGAACAAAGAGGGGAACUUCAAAUGCGAGAGUCUGAAUUAAGCCAAAAACAAACUGUGUCCAGCUCUGAACAGAAGACAAUCCCAGAGGCAAAGCACCAGGUGCCUUGUCCCAGUGCCUUAACUGAAGCCAUGGCUCAGAUUGGGACUAUUCAAAAACCAGGCCUGACCCAGGAACUGCAGACUGACACCAACUCUCCAAACAGCAAAAACCCAGCAGGAGCCUUAGUAGUUUUCUGCCAACAAGAACUCCGUCAGGAGACCAGUAAGAGCAAGAGGUGCAAGCUGAGUGAUGCUGGGGUAGACCCUCACCCACCAAAGGCCAAGAGGGCGUGCUUUGGAAGACCUCCAGCCACAAUGCUAACGCACUCCACCGAGUGCUCUACACAAACAUCCAAGCAUGACCUUCUUCCUCUGCCGCCCCUUCCUCUAGCCGAAGCCAAGGCAGAGUCCAAGGCUUUCCCAGUCUCCAAGUGCAUGAAAACCACACUGGAAGUAGAGCUGCUUACGCCAGGGAAAUGCGCCCAGAGGCUCCCCCUCACAAGCAAUAACACGGCACAGACAAACCAAAACAGGCUGGCCACAAGUCUGAGGGGCCUAUCUGUCAAGCCUGCAUCCUCAGGCUCCUCUAUUAGUUCCAGAUCCACACUCAGAGAGGAGGGGGAUGAAUAUGUGCCCAGAACCUCUAGAUUACGACGAGUGAAGAAGUCCUGAGGGAGCGAGACAAGCUACAGUAAAGAUGCCUGACGCCACAGAGAUAAAGAUGAUAUUGUGUCAGGCUACAUGUUUACCCCAUGCAGUCUCCUCAGAUGACUUGCAUUUGUACAUGUCACAGUUUACAACAAUGUCUCUUCUUCUCACAUGUGCUUUACAGACAGGCAGUACACACACACACGCACACACAUACACACACACACACACCAAAUGCUGAACAUAUCAUAGCAAUUGAUACAUGAGCUACUCUUUGUCAAAUACUUGAAACAGACUUUGUCUCCACCCAUAAAUAGUGGUGGUCAAGAGAGGCUUGCAAAUGAAAGUCAAAAACCUUUAAUUGGAGUUUAGAUUUGGUUUUGUGUUAAAGAUUGGGGAUUUCAGACAGGCAGGAGCCAUGCAGUACGUCAUGGCUUUCAGUCUGAAACGCUGGCUCCUACGUGUCUGAAAAGUGUCCAGUUUCCCCGCUGAAGCUCUGCUGUGAUUGAUUGCUAUUUCCAGUUUUAUUUCAUCACGCUGUGCUCAAAAAUGUCCUUUUGUAUUUAGAUUUCAUUCCGACACAAUUUGCUCAGUGCUUAGUUGCUAAGUACCUGAAAUCUAUCUUUAGAUGUGAAGGGUUUAUGCAGCUUUUAUACUGAACUUGAAUUAAAUUUGUGGUUAUACGGGGUACAUUAAACUAUUAGUAGUUUUGUAUGUGAUGGCUACAGUAUCCAAGGUUAAAGUGUAGAAAGUGAAAUUGUGCCACCGCCGCCGCCCGAUAUUCAACAGGAUCUGCAGUGAGCAUAGGGCAACUCGGGGCCAACUCAUGAUGACAAAAUGUUGCCUGAACACAUUACUCUUGAUUUGUUUUUAUUGUACUGGAAAUGCAUUUAUAAUUGAAUCAUAUGAAUAAAUGUUUCCUUCCCCUAUGAGAAAAAUCUGAAUGUUUGUGGAGAUCAAUAUAACGGGAUGAUA
Messenger RNA from Solea solea (common sole), 2677 nucleotides. It is a transcript of the gene slx4ip, whose product is annotated as SLX4 interacting protein. The transcript is spliced from 9 exons. The record is from RefSeq and is a predicted model, not a curated record. The coding region runs from base 401 to 1726 and encodes 441 amino acids. Lineage: Eukaryota; Metazoa; Chordata; Actinopteri; Pleuronectiformes; Soleidae.